Messenger RNA from Manis pentadactyla (Chinese pangolin), 2501 nucleotides. RefSeq names its product nuclear receptor subfamily 1 group H member 4 (gene NR1H4). Gene Ontology annotation, molecular function: bile acid binding; nuclear receptor activity; zinc ion binding. Lineage: Eukaryota; Metazoa; Chordata; Mammalia; Pholidota; Manidae. The record is from RefSeq and is a predicted model, not a curated record. The transcript is spliced from 11 exons. The coding region runs from base 692 to 2122 and encodes 476 amino acids. Gene Ontology annotation, biological process: bile acid signaling pathway; cell differentiation; negative regulation of transcription by RNA polymerase II.
CUCUGGGAGGUGGUGGAGCUGUUAAAGGAAAUUGGAGAGAGGCUGGGAAGAUGACAGUUCAGUUUUAGAUGAUGUUUACAGGAUUCUGGGACCUCAGAACUCUAAAAAGCCAGCCCACCGAGAGGUGUUUUCAAACGCAAGCUCCAAGGCUCCUCUGCUUUUACGCAUCCCCUCCCAUGGGGCUCUGGAAGUUUGUCCUGGGAAUCGCAAGGCUCUCCCAAGGUUCCUUUCUGUGUUUAUAUCAUUUAGCAGGGAAAGGAUUGUUAAUGACUAAUCUGCGUCCACGAGGCACGGAGCCAAGGCGGAGAAGUCGCUGCUGGUCAGAAGGCUGCCUGUGGUCACCCACGGCUUUCCCUAAAACCCCCUCCUCCUCACCCACUGUCUCCUGGCCCCACUCCAACGAGGCUUGGAUUCUGAACAUUUGUAGCAAAAUCCCUGGAAUUUGGAGGGGAAGACCGGACUCACGAUCUUCCUAGAGCCUUGGAUGUUCAUCUCCGACCUAAGACAAUCUGAGGAGAUAGAAGACAUAUUGGAAGGAAGAAAAGAAAACCUGAGCUAUAACUAAAAGUGAACACUGCUUCUCUUGGGUCCUUGGUUCAUUCUGGAUAUCUCAGGAUGAAACUUCAGGCACUUUGGGUGUUUUUUUGAAGAUCACCAUAAUAAAGGUCCAUUCUCAAAGAGAACAGUUUGGAUGGGAUCAAAAAUGAAUCUAAUCGAACACUCUCACUUACCUGCCACAGAUGAAUUUUCUCUUUCCGACAAUUUAUUUGGUGUACUAACAGAACAAGCAGUAGGUCCUCUUGGACAGAAUUUAGAUGUGGAACCAUAUUCACAAUACAACAGUGUUCAGUUUCCUCAAGUUCAACCACAGAUUUCCUCAUCAUCCUAUUACACCAACUUGGGUUUCUACCCUCAGCAGCCUGAAGAGUGGUACUCUCCUGGAAUAUAUGAACUCAGGCGAAUGCCAGCUGAGACUCUCUAUCAGGGAGAGAUCGAGGUAGCAGAGAUUCCUGUAGCAAAAAAGGCCCGAAUGGGUGCAUCAUCAGGGAGAAUAAAAGGGGAUGAGCUAUGCGUUGUUUGUGGAGACAGAGCAUCUGGAUACCAUUAUAACGCAUUGACCUGUGAGGGGUGCAAAGGUUUCUUCAGGAGAAGCAUUACCAAAAAUGCUGUGUACAAGUGUAAAAAUGGGGGCAACUGUGUGAUGGACAUGUACAUGCGAAGAAAGUGCCAAGAGUGUCGACUAAGAAAAUGCAAAGAGAUGGGAAUGUUGGCUGAAUGUAUGUAUACAGGCUUAUUAACUGAAAUUCAAUGUAAAUCUAAACGACUGAGAAAAAACGUGAAGCAGCAUGCGGAGCAGACCAUGAAUGAGGACAGCGAAGGACGUGACUUGCGUCAAGUGACCUCGACAACCAAGUGUGGCAGGGAGAAAACUGAACUCACCCCAGAUCAACAGAAUCUUCUACAUUAUAUUAUGGAUUCAUAUAGCAGACAGAGGAUGCCUCAGGAAAUAACAAAUAAAAUUUUAAAAGAAGAAUUCAAUGCAGAAGAAAAUUUUCUCAUUUUAACAGAAAUGGCUACCAGUCAUGUACAGAUUCUUGUAGAAUUCACAAAAAAGCUUCCAGGAUUUCAGACUUUGGACCACGAAGAUCAGAUUGCUUUGCUGAAAGGGUCUGCAGUUGAAGCUAUGUUCCUCCGUUCAGCUGAGAUCUUCAAUAAGAAACUUCCAGCUGGACAUGCUGAUCUAUUGGAAGAAAGAAUUCGGAAGAGUGGUAUCUCUGAUGAGUAUAUAACACCCAUGUUCAGUUUUUAUAAAAGUGUUGCAGAAUUGAAAAUGACUCAAGAAGAAUAUGCUCUGCUUACAGCAAUUGUUAUCCUUUCUCCAGACAGACAAUACAUAAAGGACAGAGAGGCAGUAGAGAAGCUUCAGGAACCCCUGCUUGACGUGCUACAAAAGUUGUGCAAGAUUCAUCAGCCUGAAAAUCCUCAACAUUUUGCCUGUCUCCUGGGUCGUCUGACUGAGCUGCGGACGUUCAAUCAUCACCAUGCUGAGAUGCUGAUGUCAUGGAGAGUGAAUGACCACAAAUUCACCCCACUGCUCUGUGAAAUCUGGGACGUGCAGUGAUGGGCAUUACAGUGGCGGGGUCUGGCUCUUGCUUUGCCUCAUAAUAUAAAUCAGAGGUAGAGCUUUCCUUUAUUUCAUUUGUACCUGGUUUCAGCUAAGAAUUUUAACGAAUAUUUAUGUAGUAAUUAUAUAACUUCCACAACUGUAAAUAGAGGCCUAGAUAGGAUUACUUUCUCUGCAUUCUCUACACUGUAUUUUACAAGGCUUCAGGGAAUCUCUUCUUCUAAUUGGCGUGCCCUGUUUGCCGACUUAAAUUGGUCACUUCAAUUCUAUCUGCUGAAAUAAGGAAAAAUCUCAUUUUGUUCUUCAUCUCACCUUAUUGCAUACAUAUUAUUAAAGAGUUGAGUUCAAUUUUGGCAAUAAACUGCACUUAACGGCA